Messenger RNA from Mycena citricolor, 2724 nucleotides. The record is from the annotation of a GenBank genome assembly. Lineage: Eukaryota; Fungi; Basidiomycota; Agaricomycetes; Agaricales; Mycenaceae.
CUGAUGCCUGGCAUGGCUUUCUGCGACCGGGAAGGCGGGGACAGACCCACCAGCUCCACCCAGAUACUCUUCAGUGUUUCGUCUGCGCUGCGGUGCUCAAUUGCCGCGACUUGGCGAUGCAUAUCGACCUGUGUCGACUGAGAGCAUCCGAAUUUCAGGGCCGUCUAAGCAUCUAAUCAAAUCCAGAUGUGGCUACUGCGAGGCACGGCAAUAUUUCAUUUCUCUUUCUGGCUCCCACCACCACCUCUCUUCCCUUCUCCUCUGUUUCUCAGCGCCUGGUCGCGUGUUAGCCUUUCUUUAUCAUGGACUACACUGUUUCGGCGACACUGUUUGCAAAGCUUUGGGAUGGGACGCCGGAUGCUGCUAUGGGGGAGAUAACGGCGACGAUGUCUGAGCUGCUCUUCUACGGCAUUUUCCUAGUCCUGGCGUCGUUUUCGGUCAACCUCAUCCACCGACGCCAAGCCGGCAUCAGCGGUCUCGUCCUCAAGCUCGCUACGCUGCUCAUGUUCGUGCUGGCCACCUCGCAGCUCUUGGCGCGGAUCCUUGCUUGCACCCAAUCUAUUCGCGCGCUCUAUCUCGCAGUCCAAGGGCGGGUCCCACCCACGGAUGCUCUCGCGCGUAACCUCGCAUUCAACUUUGCAGAGGAUAUCCUGCUGGUGACCAACAACAUCGUCACUGAUGGAUUACUUAUCUAUCGCUGCUUUCUGAUUUGGGGACACAAUUACUAUGCCAUCGCCGCUCCCGCUGUUAUGCUGCUGCUCAGCACGAUUCUCAGUUACAUUGCCGCAUAUGAGGGCGAUUACCCUGGUAUCGGGGGGCCGUCCGUCGAUCCCCGCAUCGGAUUCGCGCUGAGUGUGCUGACGAACAUCGUCCUCGUUGGCCUGACCGCUGGUCGCAUCUGGUACACCCGCGUUCACGCCAGCAGGCUCGGUCUCAAGGCCGAUAUCGUGCGCCGAUACAACUCAGCGACGGCUAUGGUGAUUGAGUCCGGUGGGAUUGUCUGCCUGUGGACUAUCAUCUACGUCAUCAUGCGGUCGACUAAUGUUUCCCCCACUGUUUGGAGAGUCUUCCGCGGUGGCUUGGCUCAGAUCUUGAACAUCGCCCCUACCCUCAUUGUGGUGCGUGUGGGAAUGGGCAAGAGGACUGUCACCACAGAGUCGGAUUCUACCGAAAUCGGGACGUGGAAAGCCAAAAGUGCUUCGGGCUCGACGAUGAUAGCGGAGACAACGGUUUAGGAUCAGUUCGUGAAAUAAAUUUGAAUGUAUUGAAUUAAAUAUGGAUGUAUUGCUCCGGCCCGUGAGCUUUUUAUUUUUAUUUAUUCUCUGUGAAAUUGAGACCAGACUUGAAAUCGACUGCGGGGCAGACACUUACUUACGUCAUCUAUCUCCCCUCACCUUCAUACUUGUUUCGCGCAGUAGUCGACUGCUCGUCCUAUUGCAACUAUGGCUCCCGAAGUUUUCAACCUUGCUCAGACGCCUAUUACGACCCAUGCAUUCAGCGCCGACCGCACACAGGUUGCCGUCAGUCUCAACUCCAACGAGGCACAGAUAUUCACGCGCCAAGGCACGGGAUGGACUUCCACCGAGACGCUCGCCGAGCACGACAAGAUCAUCACCUCAAUCGAUUGGGCUCCGAGCUCGAACCGCAUCGUCACCGCGUCGCAGGAUCGGAACGCCUAUGUAUGGCAGCAGGCGCAGGAUUCUGCGACAGGAAAGCUCAUCUGGAAGCCGACCUUGGUGCUGCUUCGCAUCAACCGCGCAGCGACGUAUGUGCGAUGGAGCCCCAAGGAAGACAAGUUCGCCGUUGCGAGUGGUGCACGUGCCAUCGCGGUGUGCUCGUUUGAUCCCGAGAACAACUGGUGGGUCUCGAAACUGCUGAAGAAGCCCAUUCGUUCGACUGUCCUGUCCGUGGAUUGGCACCCCAAUAACGUCCUUCUCGCCGCCGGCAGCGCCGAUAUGAAAGCUCGUGUUUUCUCUGCAUACAUCAAAGAGGUCGAUGAGAGACCUGCUCCAACUGUCUGGGGAUCUAAGCUGCCGUUCAACACCGUUUGUGCCGAAUACGCGAGCCCGGCAGGGGGCUGGGUCCACACCGUUGCCUUUUCUCCGUCGGGCGAUGUUCUGGCCUUUGCUGGUCACGACAGCUCCAUUAGCAUCGCGUACCCGGGCGGACCGGCUGUGUACAGCAUCCGGAUGCCGUCCCUCCCUCUGGUGACUCUGACCUGGACCGGAGAAAACAGCAUCGUCGCUGCGGGUCACGACUGCCAGCCCCUGGUUUUCUCUGGAUCGCAGGACGGGUGGCAGAACGUGGGCAGUCUCGACGACAACACGUCCGGGAAGGCUGCGAACACUCGCUCCGGAGGCGUUGGCCGCCUCAACUCGGCCGCGUUCUCGACCUUCCGUGACGCUGACUCGCGUGGCCAGACUGGAAGCGGCUCUCAGGACACGAAAUUGGCAACUGUGCAUCAGAACACCAUCACCAGUGUUCGCCCGUACGAAUACAGUGGCGAGCAAGUCACCAAGGUCAGCACCAGCGGUGUGGAUGGUAAUCUGGUCAUUUGGGAGGUUGACAAUGUGUCGGCAUUGACUGGCCGUCUGGGAGGGAUGAAAGUGUAAAGUACAGUACAGAUGUAUUAACGCUACAAUGAAACGCUUGCUCGGAAAAGUCAUCGCAAACUGUCGCUUGUCAGGUCGGCAGAGUUAGCGACGUUCUGUUCGUUGAUUACAC